ACUAGACGAGUCGGUCAUUCCCACCCGGGUGAGCACUUGACUGAGCUCAGUUGCCUGACGCUUCAAGGAGGACGACUGCGUCCGCUUUCUCGUCUACUUCGCCCACGUCUACUUUCACGCCACCACAGGCACCCCUCCCGUGGAUUUAACGCAGCAGGAGAAGAACAUUGGGGGAACCUCCGCCCCAUGUGAGCUGGAGAAGAAGAUACAGACACGAGAAGAAGCGCAAUGGGAGCCUUUAGGAUGCUGCUGGGGACUUUACACUACGUGGGACUGUGCGUCUCCACCAGGCAUAGUGGACACGGACACACGGAGAACCACAUCAGCGGACACGCCAUGUUUACGGAGGUGCCUCAUGAUAUGACUGCACAGAGGGGUCAAGAUGUGGAAAUGGCCUGCUCGUUCAGGGGAGCCGGGAUGCCUUCUUACUCUUUGGAAAUCCAGUGGUGGUACAUUCGGAAUCACAUGGACUGGACAGACAGACAGCCGUGGAAAACCAAUGAGGUAUCACCGGAGGAGGAGAUGCCAAAGGAUGCUACAAAGAUAAGCGUAGUAAAGGUUGUUGGAAGUAACAUCUCUCACAAGCUCCGCCUGUCCCGCGUCAAAUCAUCCGACGAGGGCACCUAUGAAUGUCGAGUCAUCGACUUCAGCGACGAAGAAGGGGCGCGGCACCACCGCGUUCGCGCCUACCUGCAGGUAGUAGCCGAGAGCGACAUCGUCACCAGUAACCAGUAUGACAACUUCCAGGUGCUGGAUGACACCAAGAGCAAUUCGGGGUUCCAGCAUGCUCAUGAGGGACGGCCCCAUGAGCACGGCAAGCGCCCUUCGUCUACUGCCACUCAACACAGCCACCCCGGUGGUAGUGAUCAGCACCUAGCAGGCAAAGAGCUGAGGAAGAGGGAUGUGGACAGUAACCAUAGCAACAAUGACUGCUCCAAUGAGCCCAGCUGUGCGCUGUAAUCUGAUUACAUUUGAAAAAAAAAUAAAAUAAAGCAUAUAAAAAUUGCAAAUUACAAUGUGCAUAAUAGCGACACUUCCCACAUAGUGCCAAAUCCACAAUCUCAUAUAAAUGUAAAGCACGGCUUAUGAGGGCUGUGUGGUGGGAACGUGUAGCUAUCUCUACUUUGGAAAUUCAGAUCAUUUUUGUAGCGCAGAAUGCUUACGGUCAGUCAUGGGUGGCUUCAUGGUAUUCGCACUUUUUCCUAAAAUGACCAAAUUGACGUCAUGUUACCUUGCACAUAAUCCUUGGUUGCACCUAAAUAAUUAUCCAGACCUCUGCAAGGCAAAAUUGGAACAAAAGUAAAAAUCCAUUUGUUAGUUAGCAGGCUUCCUGGUUUAUGGAGGAUUAUGUAAAACAAGGGGUGUCAAACUUUUUUCUCCAAGAGCCGCAUAAAAAAAAUCAAAGUAUGCAAGGGCCAACUUGAAUACUUUUGGGUAGAUAAGAUUGAGUAUUAAAAUGUAUGUUUAUUUUUAAUAGUGCUGUCAAUUAAAAAAAAAAAAAUUUUUAUUAAUCACGUUAAAAUAUUUGACGCAUUUAACGCACACGCAGAAUGUCCCGCUCAUGCAUUGCCUCAAACAGAUUACAAUGACGCACUUGAGAGCUAAGAGGCAGAGAAAGGUGUCUUCUUUAUGCUUUUUCUUAACAAAGGUAUACCACACGUGACGUGCUGGCACUUUGUUUCUUUAUUAGCACAUUCAGCUUCAACAUUAACACAGCUUACAGCUCUCGGCAGGCCGUAACUCUAACUCACUCCUGCAUCAUGAGAGUAAACAGCAUUUUAUCUUAUUUUAUUUAUUUUAUCUAUUCUCACACAGUUAAACAACAGUGCAAAGAGAACUGGCAUUCCCAAUCAAAAUAGUUAUGCAAAAUACACAUAAAAUGUACUCAGACUUUGGUCAAACUCUAUUCAAACAUUUCCUUUAGCUCAACAAAUACACUGGAUGGCAAUAUUUAGUCACAAUAUACAAACUAUCAGAGGUCUCGUACGUUGUGAAGCCAGCACUCAAAUGACCGUGAGGUACAAUGCAUGGACCAGUAAACAGGGAACUACGGCGUCAGUCGAGGGACAAAACAUACUAUUUGGCUUGAAUUCUGAGUUAAUUCAAGAUUCGCCAUUGACACCUUGUGGUGUAUUUCAAUCACUAACAGAAACAAUGUUAUAAUGUUAAUGCCAUCUUGUGGAUUGUUGAAUGUAUAUAUAUAUAUAUAU
This is a messenger RNA of Corythoichthys intestinalis (scribbled pipefish), 2210 nucleotides long. RefSeq names its product V-set and transmembrane domain-containing protein 2-like protein. Bases 229 to 960 code for a protein of 243 amino acids. The record is from RefSeq and is a predicted model, not a curated record. The transcript is spliced from 4 exons. NCBI's taxonomy places the organism in Eukaryota, Metazoa, Chordata, Actinopteri, Syngnathiformes, Syngnathidae. Gene Ontology annotation, cellular component: membrane.